AUGGAAAUCCUAAAAGGUGUACUGAACCCUCGAGAGGCUGGCCACUAUAUAACUGAUAACAGCAGUGAUGUUUUCAUUGAAGACAAGGGAGUUAAAUAUUUGGCUAACAUGCUUCAUGACAGAGUAAAAAAAGGAGAUUUUGAUGUUACCAUGUGGCGUGGCCACGAACUGAAUCCACAAACAAUGGAUGAGGAUGCCAUUAACUGGGUAUUUGUAUCUGCUGUCUUGAACUUUUCAUUCUGGUCAGAAAAAGAGACGGAGAAGUACAUAGUAAAAUACAAAGAAAAAGAAUACACUGGUUACUGGGCAUUAUGUGCUGCUAUCAACAGAGCCUUAACUGAAGGCUAUGAGUUUACAAAUCCAUCAUUUUAUGCUUCUGUGGAUUCUGAUACGCUGAAGAAAAUCUUCCGCUCUGAAUCUGCUUAUGAUAUUCCCAUGCUAAGUGAGAGAGAACAAGUGCUUCACGAGGCAGGAAAAGUUUUGCUGGAGAAAUUCCAAGGCAGAUUUGUCAAUGUGAUCAAGCAAGCUGAUAAAAGUGCUCAACAUUUACUCAAGCUGGUGGUACAGUACUUUUCCAGCUUUCAAGAUGUUGCAGAGUUCAAGGGAAAGAAAGUGGGUAUAUAUAAGAGAGCACAGAUUUUAAUUGGAGACAUUUGGGGAUGCUGUGAAGGAAAAGGCUUGGGAGAAUUUCAUGAUUUUGACACUAUCACAAUGUUUGCAGACUACCGAAUCCCACAAGCCUUGGUUUAUUUUGGAGUUCUCAGAUAUUCAGAACAGCUCAUGAAUAAACUGAAGCAAGGGUAUUUAUUUACAAGUGGUGAGCAGCUAGAAGUUGAGAUACGAGGUGUUAGUCUCUGGGCCUGUGAGCUUGUACGGGAUCACAUUCUCAACUUGCAUGAAAUAGAUUCUCACCAGAGAGAAGGCAAAACAAACAUUUGUGCCAUUUUGGUGGACCACUAUCUUUGGGACACCAGAAGAGAAAUAGCCGACAAAAUGGAUGACAUUCCCUUUCAUCGCUGUCGAGGCAUAUAUUACUAA
This is a messenger RNA of Candidula unifasciata, 1038 nucleotides long. The record is from the annotation of a GenBank genome assembly. Lineage: Eukaryota; Metazoa; Mollusca; Gastropoda; Stylommatophora; Geomitridae.